ACACAGCUCGAUUCUCUCAAACAUCUCAGUUCUGAACAAUCCGUUUCCCGGUGAACUAAGCUACAAAAGGUUAUAGUGAAAACCGAUCGACCGUAGAGCUUUUUCAGCCGUUUUCAAAUUAACGAUUUGUGAAUGAAACAUAAACCACCACCAGAGACAAUGUUGAUCAAUUGAAACGCAAGAGGAGAGAGGCUGGAAAUGGAUAGUGAAUAUGUACCAGUAGCCGAAGAAUUUAAGAGUCGUGUCAUUGGAAGGGAUGGAAGCGUGUUGAAUAGUAUAAGACAGAGAUCCGGAGCAAUAAUUACAUCCAGAUAUAGAGAAGAAGAAGGAUUUACUGUCAGUGGAAAUGACCAGCAGAGAGAAACUGCAAAAAGACUAAUCUUAGAAAAAGUGAAAGUGGAGAUUCCAACCGAAUAUUACGGUUUGGUGAUAGGAAGGCACGAAGCUAAUCUUCUCGAGAUAAGCAAAGAAACAGGGGCAGAAGUAACCCGUAUAAGAGGAAAGGUUCAUAUUAUUCAGGGAACCAAGCAACAAAGGGAUCACGUUGAGUUGCUUAUCAAACGCAGAGUGGCUUUAGCACGACUCAGGGGCUUGAAAAACAACAGCUAUACAGUCUGCUGUUUUAUCGACGGUUGGAAUGUUUCCGAGAGCUGUAAACUGAACCUGGAGCGAGUCUUCCCUAACUCGCAGGCGCAGUUUCGACUACAGUCUUCAAGAGAGUCCAGCUUACAGGAAUGUGUGAGUGACUCAGGCUAUUUAUCAAAACUUAAAGACGCCACGUUGGAAUCGCUGCGGAAACUGAAAGCUAAAAAGGAUUCAAGCAACCAGUUAGAAGCUGACAUGUGGUGUCAUUUUGGCUUAGCCACUAUUAGUGGGCUUAGUAAAGUGACCUUGACCGCGAUGUCACGACGAUACUUAAACGACAUUGAGAAAGAAGAAUGGAGCAUAGAUGAUGCAAGAGCAAUGUUUCAGUCGUCAGAGGAAGGAAAUUAUUGGAAGGUUACUUUUCAAGAAGGCGUGAAUUUCAUUGAGGAUAUUUUCAGUGGAUAUUAUCAUGACAAAACACCAAAAGAAUAUCUUGACUAUGCUGCAAGAUAUGACUUAACAUUUCUCACUCCAUGCAGUCGUCAAGUGAGAUGUAAGGUGAGUCUAUUUACGAUAGCGAUUAAC
Messenger RNA from Pocillopora damicornis (cauliflower coral), 1170 nucleotides. RefSeq lists its product as uncharacterized. The record is from RefSeq and is a predicted model, not a curated record. Lineage: Eukaryota; Metazoa; Cnidaria; Anthozoa; Scleractinia; Pocilloporidae. Gene Ontology annotation, molecular function: RNA binding.